Messenger RNA from Gongylonema pulchrum, 243 nucleotides. The record is from the annotation of a GenBank genome assembly. Lineage: Eukaryota; Metazoa; Nematoda; Chromadorea; Rhabditida; Gongylonematidae.
CAGCAAAAACUGGGUGAAAGUGAGGAUUUCCAAAUUUUCAUUGGUAAAGUGGAGGAAGAGGAAGCCUGGAUGAACGAGAAGCAGCAAAUUCUUUCGUCCGACAACUACGGGGAAAAUAUGGCCGGUGUACAAGGCUUGCUGAAAAAGCACGAUGCUUUUGAAGCCGAUUUGGCACUACACACACAGCGCGUCAAACAGCUGAUUGCGGACGGCCAAAAGGCUCGUUUUAUCAUUUUGUUUUGA